UUAUUAGCGCGUGCGGUUUGGUUGAGCCCCGGGAACCCGAACGUCUCGGAGUGAUAAGGACUAGUGACAGUUUGUUUUUGGACGUGCCAGGAGUGCCUUAGAAAGUGUCCGGAUUUCCUGGUUUCCUGCUUUGUGCGUGGAUAUCUUGGCUCGGAGUUUGGAGAAGUAGGAUCCUCCCCUAGCUUCGCGGUUCCACCAGCCACUGCGUGCAAUCCAGUCAACAACACAAUGUGCUAAAAAUCCCGCGAGUGGUACAGUCAGAACCGCCUCGCAAUGAAGAUUCGAAUCCGGCACACGGUUCUGCCGUUGCUGCUGCUAGCUGUGAUAUUGAUCGAUCAGAUCCAGUGCCAAGAAGAAGAUGGCGCAGCUCCGGUGAAAGUUUCGAAAAAGAAAAGCAAAAAAGCCAAAAAGAAGACAGUCACGGUGACGAAAGCCGUCCCGAGGCCACCCAGGGAACGACCACAAGCCGAUGCACCGCCGGCCUAUUCCGACUACGAGAACACGUACGAUCAGUACGAUUACGGCGAUGGUGAUGACGAGGGCGAAAAUGGAUCCCGCCAAACGGAGGCCUCGUUCCGCCAGCCGGACAACGAGAUCCCCGUCGAUGCCGCUCCGGCGCCUCACAUCACGGUCAGCGUGAGUCCGCUCGAGCCGGAAUCGAUCGUGCAGCCGUUCACCUGCCAUUACGAGGGCAAAUGGUACCGCGAGCAGGAACAGUUUCAAUCGGGUUACCAGGGCUGUGCCACGUGCAGGUGUCGGAACAAGCAGGUCGUAUGCGACGAAGCCGACUGUCCGAAGAUCAAAGCGGACGUCAGCGUGACUGUUAUUCCGCGAACUACGACCACAACGACUACGACGACGACGACUCCGGUUCCGGAGUAUGAUGCCGCCCAGCUGGGCAAUCGAUUGCCGCUUGCACCUGCUGGAGAGCCGGGUACUCCCGGUGAAAGUGGUGUGCCUGGUUCUCCCGGAACUCCGGGUGUUCCAGGAUUGCCGGGACCUCCUGGCCCUGUACCGGACCUGACCUACUUCACGCAACAGCUGCAGGACUCGAUGGCUGGAUCCGACAAGGGUCCCGGACCGGAUAACUUCCAGUACAUGCAGGCACAGGUGGGACCAGUUGGUCCACGGGGACCUCCCGGUCCUUCCGGAGUGUCGGGGCCUCAAGGUUUUCAGGGCACGAGAGGUGAACCUGGUGAACCUGGACCGCCCGGAGUAGCGGGACCCGGUGGUCCUCGCGGUCUUCCGGGGCCUCCCGGUAAGGAUGGCGCACCCGGUGACGACGGUGAAGCCGGUCCACAAGGUAUCGUAGGCCAACCUGGGCCUCGGGGCUUACCGGGCUUGCCCGGCGUUCCAGGAAUCAAGGGUCAUCAAGGAUUGCCCGGAUUGGACGGACCAAAAGGAGAGCAGGGCAAUAGCGGCGAAAAAGGUUCCGUAGGUUCCAUUGGACCAAUUGGUGCUCCAGGACCAGUGGGUCCUGCUGGACCCCGUGGCGAACGAGGACGAGAAGGUCCUCCCGGACCGAAUGGACUUCGAGGAAUCGAUGGCAUCGCUGGACCACCAGGUCAACCCGGACCAGUCGGCAAAGCUGGACCACCCGGAUUUCCAGGAACCCCAGGCAACAAGGGAGAUAUGGGUGCCCAAGGACCCAAGGGUAGCCAAGGUCCGCAGGGACCCCGUGGCGAAUCCGGUAGACCAGGACAACCGGGAGAACCUGGUCUGAACGGUCCACCAGGAAAGGAUGGCGCUGCCGGCGAGAAAGGUUCCAGCGGAUCUCCCGGUUUGGCUGGCCCACCCGGUUUUCCUGGGCCUCGCGGAGCUCCUGGCUUGAACGGUAGUCCAGGUGAUGUCGGAUCGAAGGGAGAGCCGGGUCUUCCCGGAGAUCGAGGCUACAAGGGAGAGUCGGGUAUCAAGGGAGAAUCCGGAACUCCGGGGCCGCGAGGCUUACCUGGAGCUGCCGGUCCAGAAGGAAAACGUGGCAAGCGUGGUAUGAAGGGACCCACUGGAUUGGCUGGGCCACAGGGAGAACGUGGUCUUCCGGGAAUUCCCGGAUUGCCCGGUCCUGAUGGAGCACAGGGUAUCAAAGGUCAGAGUGGAGAUCGGGGAGCUCCAGGACCGCAAGGAACCAAGGGUUCAACUGGUGAUCCAGGAUCUCCUGGACAACCUGGUAUCCAAGGAUUGAGAGGACCCGCCGGCCGUUCCGGUGCACAAGGUAAAGCAGGAGCGCCAGGAGAGAGAGGCCCACCCGGAGCGGAUGGCAAGGUAGGAGAACCCGGUCACCAAGGUCUCCAAGGAUUACCUGGUCCCAUUGGUUUGCCUGGAGAUAAAGGUUUCACAGGUGAACCAGGCAAAGAUGGAGACAUUGGACCGCCGGGACCUUCUGGACCCCGUGGUGAUGCUGGAAAAGAUGGUCCACCUGGCAUUUCAGGACCACCGGGUCCGCCCGGAAAUGACGGCGAUCGUGGACCACCUGGAGCCGCUGGACCACGUGGAUUCCAGGGAUUGCCAGGAACGCCUGGAAACCCAGGAGCGCCAGGAAAAGACGGUCAAACAGGACAACCGGGUCCGUCAGGACCAGCAGGACAACCCGGAAUUCGUGGCGAACGAGGAUUCCCCGGCGAACGUGGUCCAAUCGGAACACCGGGAACUCCAGGAUUACGUGGGGAGGCUGGCGCUCAGGGCAAUGAUGGGCCACCGGGUUCUCCGGGUCCGGUUGGCAUGAAAGGUCACCAAGGUGCACCAGGCAUUAUCGGUAUGCCUGGUCUGAGAGGACUUCCUGGUCCGGCCGGCGAAAAGGGAGAACGUGGUUCUCUUGGUCCAGUUGGACCUGAAGGACCCGCCGGUAGAACGGGUGAACGAGGUCCCCAAGGCCCUGUGGGUCCAACUGGGCCUCCGGGAGAACCUGCUGAAAAGGGAGAACCAGGAACGCCAGGAAUUUCCGGCGAACCUGGUACUCCGGGAGCAGUCGGCGAAAGGGGUCCAGUGGGACCGCAAGGAUUACAGGGUUUCCCGGGGCCGCAAGGUCCGGUCGGAGCAUCGGGUCCCAAGGGAGAUCGUGGCCAAAUGGGGCUGAAGGGCGAACAAGGAAACAGUGGUAACCCUGGAACACCCGGAGAACCUGGACCGCAGGGCUUGAUUGGAUUAACCGGAAGUAAGGGAGCUCGUGGCGAAGCAGGCUUACGUGGCGAAACUGGCUCGAUGGGCGCUCCAGGAAGACCGGGAGACCCGGGUGCAGCGGGACAACCCGGAAACUCUGGUCCACCAGGACCAGCUGGAAUAGCUGGACAGAAAGGAAACCCUGGAGAUACUGGCAGAUCUGGCAACCCAGGACCUCCAGGAAUACCUGGACAGCCUGGACCGGAAGGUUUGAAGGGACAAGCUGGCAGUGAUGGGCCUUCAGGACCAGCUGGAAAUCCUGGACCCCAGGGCGCCCCAGGUGAUCGUGGAAUGCCAGGUCUCCCGGGACCAAGUGGACAGCAGGGUGCACGUGGACUUCGAGGUGCCGCUGGGGAACCAGGUCAACCGGGAAAACCGGGUCACGAUGGGCCACAGGGUGUACCGGGAAUGUCCGGACCUCCGGGACCUCCAGGACCAGCUGGUGAUCAAGGAAUUGAGGGACCGGUUGGUAAACCUGGUCCGCCGGGCAUUGCUGGACGUGUCGGUGACAAGGGUCCGAUUGGGUCCCCUGGUGCACAGGGUAUAUCGGGUGCUCCCGGACUUCCCGGUCCUCCAGGGCCACAAGGUCAAAUUGGUCAGACCGGUGAAAGGGGACUGCGCGGUGAAACAGGAUCACAGGGUAUUGAUGGACCGCCAGGUCCACGAGGAAAGCCAGGACCGCCUGGUUUGGAUGGCCCCAAGGGUGACGCUGGUGAGCAUGGACAGAAGGGUGUCAAGGGUCAUCGAGGUUUGAUCGGUCUGCAAGGGUUACCGGGACCUGCGGGAAAUCCUGGCGAUAAGGGUGAUGUUGGUCCGGCUGGACAGCCCGGUAAACCUGGUGAAGCUGGUCCUCGUGGUCCUCCCGGCAGAGAUGGUUCCCCGGGUCCGCAGGGUAUGCUGGGUAUGGCAGGUCCGCGAGGUCCUCCCGGAAACGAUGGCAAGCAUGGACAGAGUGGACUUCCAGGUCCUCCCGGUCCUCCUGGUCCUCCAGGUGAUGGAGUCGGUUAUGACGCAGCUGCUUUGGCGGCGCUACUUGGCCACGGACAAGUUAGUAACAUGAAGGGUCCAGAUCCGAACUUGGGCGAUGAGCCAAUGAAGUUCAGCAAGGUGUUUGACCUUACCGAAGAGGAGCGCCGACAACUGGUUGAGACGGCUUACGAACGAUUGAAGACGGCAUUCGGAACGUUCAAGAAGCCAGACGGCAAGCAAGCUUCGCCGGCCAAGACCUGCAGAGACUUGUUCGCUGCCUAUCCGGAGUACACGUCUGGCCAUUACUGGAUUGAUCCUAACGAGGGAGAUGUCCGAGAUGCCAUUCUGGUCUAUUGUGAUGCCCAACAGAAGUCGUCAUGCGUGCUUCCGCAACCACUCAGGACCAAGGAGCUGCACCACGUCGGUGAUGAAACCGAGGUUUGGCUAGGAGAAAUGGAAGCCGGCAUGAAGAUCACGUACAAGGCCGACAGUAACCAGAUCGGAUUCCUGCAGCUUCUGUCGGCAUCGGCAUCGCAGAACGUGACCUACCACUGCAAGAACAGCGUAGCAUUCUACAACAAGGAGAAGAACAGCUAUCGCCAGAGCUUGAAGCUGCUGGCAUGGAACGACGCCGAACUGACGGCCCGAGGUCCCCAACGGCUGCGGUACGAAGCCACCGUGGACGAGUGCCAGUACCGUGCCCCGACGUACGCUCAAUCGAUCCUGACCUACCGGACGGAGAAGCCUACGAGGUUGCCGAUCAUCGAUAUUGCCGUGCGCGAUGUCGGCGAGUUAAACCAACAGUUUUGGAUCGAAAUCGGGGCGGUUUGUUUCUACUAAAAAGUGGUCGGACAGAAGCCAAAGUUAGAUUAAUAUUUAGUUAGAGUUACCAUAAAAGACUUGAAGAAACGCAAAAAAAGAAGCAAUUUGCAAAUCAAAGCACUGCCGAGAGAAACUGCCAGUGUGCGAAGAAGUGAUAUUUAUUAUACCAAAAACAUCUUGUAGCAAGAUCUUACAACUAAGUCUAGCGUAGGUCCCCCUUGUAGUUUUAUGUAACGUUAAGAUCUUCUAGACAAAGUGUGUGUGUACAAUAAAGAAGAAAUUAAACAAAAAA
Molecule: messenger RNA, 5239 nt
Organism: Culex quinquefasciatus (southern house mosquito)
Lineage: Eukaryota; Metazoa; Arthropoda; Insecta; Diptera; Culicidae
Product: collagen alpha-1(I) chain
Exons: 13
Coding region: 274-4965 (1563 amino acids)
Molecular function (GO): extracellular matrix structural constituent
Source: RefSeq, a predicted model, not a curated record